Molecule: messenger RNA, 546 nt
Organism: Zingiber officinale
Lineage: Eukaryota; Viridiplantae; Streptophyta; Magnoliopsida; Zingiberales; Zingiberaceae
Exons: 1
Coding region: 1-546 (181 amino acids)
Source: RefSeq, a predicted model, not a curated record
AUGGGUUUACCUCCGCCCGAACUAGCUCCUCAAUUGAUCAAGAUGAUGGAGGAGCAAAGAGGGGCGACUGGACAGGCCGGGCAAUCUCGCCCCGACCUCGCAGGACCCAGUACUCAUCAGCCUGGCCGGGGAAAAGAGCUAGAGGGAUCACAGGAGGCUGAGAACAGAGGUAAUGCUACUGUCAGAGAGAUCGGCAUGAUCUCUGGAGGGCCAACUGACGGAGAUUCAGGGAGAGCACGUAAGUCUCAUGUACGUCGCUUGGAGGUUCAUGCCGUUGGGUGCAGUCAGGAGCAAGCUGCUGACCCUGUUAUUAGUUUCGGACCAGCAGACCUAGAGGGUUUGGAGUUGCCUCAUGACGAUGCACUCAUCAUCAAGGCCAUCAUUACCAAUAGCCGAGUGGAUCGGGUUUUCAUCGACACCGGGAGCUCAGUCAACAUUCUAUUCAAGACCGCAUUCGAAGAAAUGCAAAUUGAUGCUGCUGAACUCCAGCCGGUGGCCACAUCUCUAUACGGAUUUACAGGCAAUGAAGUGAAGCCUAUGGGUUAG